GAAUUUCAGUUCUGUGACCACAAGUGUCAAGGUUACUUUUCGAAUGCGUCUUAUUAUAUUAACAGUUGUUGAAGCCUCUCGAACAUAGUUGUGUCGCAACUUCAGCGUGAAUCAUAUCAGUGUUUCGUAAAAAUUUAGAUACUAACGUGAACAUUCUUUUGUUGGAUUAUUUUCAAACAUCAUCCAGUCAUGAAGCUCAUGUCAAAUAUCAUUUUAUUAUUAUUUUGUGCUUUCACCAUAAUCGCAAGUUCCUCAGCUAUUCUUCUCCACCCUUCUAAAAUCAAACCAUAUUUGUUGGUAGCUGAGGCAUCAAAUAAUUUUACAAAUAAAUUCUUUCCGGCUUUAUUAGAUCACGUUCAAACAAGAAAUGCCAUUUAUUCACCACUUAGCGUCUAUGCUUGGAUAAUUAGCAUAUACUUUGGUGCUGAAGGAGAAACCCAAAAUGAAUUGAAAUCAGUUGCGUAUUUGGCCCAUGAUGGCGUGAAUCUUCAAUCCGCAUUUCGAACUGUAUUGGAUUCAAUCGAACGUGGUGAAAAAGAGGCCGUAGUUCGUACAGUCAAUUAUAUCUGGAUUGAGAAUAAGUUCUCAAUAGCUCCAAAAUUCAAUGAAUUUGCUGAACUUUAUUGUAGUGUUCAUACAGACGUGUUUAAUCCUAAUAUGCUUGAAGAAAGUCUUAAUAAAAUAAAUGCUAGAAUUGAAGAUAAAACACAUGGUCUUGUAAAAAAUAUUCUUACAAUGGAUGAUUUAAAUGGGGCAAAAGUAUUAGCAGUGAGUAGCACUUACUUCACUGGAGAAUGGGCUCAUAAAUUUUAUUAUUCACCAUCGACUGAAAAAACUAUCUUUCAUGUUAGUGAGGCAGAAGGAACCAUGGUAAACAUGAUGCACGUCGUUGGUAAAUUUAAUACUGGUAGAGUUCCAGGUCUCAAUGCUGAUUACGUAGAGUUACCUUUCAAGGACAUAGAGCCGUGGGGUCGUAAGAAAGCUAUUACCAUGUUCAUCAUUCGUCCUGAUUCAUUCAGAGACUUGGAGCAGCUUGUUAGUAAUUUUGAGAAAAUAAAUAUCUCAGAACUUGACUCUGAACUGCAAUCUCUGAAUGUGUUUCUGCCACAGUUUAAAGUUGAAAGCAAGUUGGAAUUGACACAAACUAUGAAUGAAGUUGGAAUUCAAAAAAUAUUCAACGCUUCAGGUGAGCUGAAUCAUAUGGUCGAAGAGAAUGUCACAACACCAUUCGACCUUUUUGUGCAAAAAGUUUCUUUGGAGAUCAACGAAGUAGGAGCUAACGUGAAUAGUGGAGGAACAGUUAUUAAACCCCCAGAUGCCAAUGAUUAUCCAAAAUUUUGGGUGGACGCACCUUUUCUUGCUGUCAUUUUGGAUAAUGAAACUAAAGCUAAGAUUUUUGUUGCUCGCAUCGUUCAUCCUAAUGAGUGGCUGUUAAAACAUUAAUCUUUUUAAAAAUAUUUCAUUUUUAUCAUAAUCAAUCAACUUAUUAUUAAUCAAUAAUUAUGUUUUAUUCUUAACUUACUUCGAAUUACGAUAAUGUAUUAUUGGACCAUUAUUGAUAGUAUUUUAAUGAGUGAUAAUCUUUGCAUGUGGUGUGGGUUUUUAUAAUUAAUUUACGACAAUCAUAUUCAAACAGUAUCUUUUAUAACUAAUAUACUGAUGAUGUACGUUAUUCAAUAAAAAGCAAUGUUCUUUUAAUGAA
Messenger RNA from Chelonus insularis, 1702 nucleotides. RefSeq names its product ovalbumin-related protein X. Bases 190 to 1443 code for a protein of 417 amino acids. The transcript has 9 exons. NCBI's taxonomy places the organism in Eukaryota, Metazoa, Arthropoda, Insecta, Hymenoptera, Braconidae. The record is from RefSeq and is a predicted model, not a curated record. Gene Ontology annotation, molecular function: serine-type endopeptidase inhibitor activity.